AUGGAGGACCUUUCUCACCACGCCGACUUCCCCGACGAAACCUCACGCUCAUAUUCACUUGACGACGAAACCCUUGAUUUCUCGCAUCCCGACGAAGGCGCAGACGCAGAGACAGAAUUGACCCAGGAUUGCGGGUACAAUUCGUCGGCUUCCUCGACACAUUCAUCGUCGGGGGACAUUCUCGACGCCGAUUACGAUGAUGACGAGCUCCCCAACCUGAAAUCCCGCGCAUCUAGCCGCUCUUCCGUCUCCUCUUUGCCGGGAUCGGUGUUCACCCAUUCGAUGGAAGGGGCGAAGACGAAUGCGCGCGAUGCGCAGGAGUCUGCGAUAUUCUGGGAUGAUCAGUAUAACAAGGGUCAGACGAGGGCAGAACCCGGGUUGAAGUCCCUUCAGGCACUUCGGCAGCGGGAGUCGGCGUUCCGGAAACCGAGUUCGGUGAGGGCAUUGCAGAUGCAUACGGAAGAUGAGGGCGACGAGGAGUAUCUCACACCUCCGAGGCGCAGGGGACAUCGUUUGUCAGAUAUCUCGAUGCGGUCUUCCCACUCGUCGCCGUUGAAGAGGUCGCCUUACUACUCGCCAUCCGGGUCGGCGAACAAGCAGAAGGUGAAGAAGGAGUAUCCACUCGUGCUGCUGCACUGUACGCUUCUUCCUCCGUCACUUCCGAUCCCAGGGCUGCUGGGACCCCCGGAUCCGAAGGUUCUGAAGGAGGUUCUGCCGUCGGAGUAUUGGAGACGGUGGAAAUUGUUGGAAGAGAAGGUUGGGUCGGGUGUCCUCCGUGACCGUGGCGUACUGAUCUCGCAUCCCGAGGAUAUGUACGACUUGCUCGAAGAUCGUCUGCUGGAGAGUCUGGAGCUGCAGCAUCCGCGACUCGACCACGGACAUUUCGUAGGGCACGAGGAGGAUGACUCGGAGAAGGAAGACCAGGCGAGCAAGGAGAGCGAAACAGAUGGCGAGCAGGGCGAAGACUGCCCGGACUGUGGCGGACGUUUCCUCAAGAACAAUCACAGCAGGAAAUGGGAGAUCAAGGUCUUCGCUGCCAACGGACUCAUGAGGGCUGGCGCGUGGGCGGCAGCCUGGAAGGAGAUGGAGAAGGUGGAUAUCGAAGUCGGUCUCUGGCUUCCCUCGGUAUUGAGGAGGGAGUUAGAGAAACGGUUGCGUGACAGCGAGAUGUCCACCGCGCUCACUCGAAUUGAAGUUCCGCAGCUCGUUGAGCCUAUGCACGUGCCGGAGAGCCAGCCUUCGCUGCCUCAACCAUCCCCUUCCCUAUCCACCGUCAUGCCAGUGCUUUUCACGCCCGAACGAGCCUCGUCCCCCAUUCCUCCACCGAGUCCGACCCCGGCACCCAGACAGCAGCAUCGUCCAACACCAACUCACAGUCCCAUUUAUCCGCCGAAACCAGAAGUAGAGAUUGACCUCCACACUCUGCUGGUGAAUUAUAUUCGGGUGCUGGCCAACGACCGACGCAACGUGGCCAUCGUGUUUCUUAGUAUUCUUGUAGUCUUCUUUGCGAUCGACUACCGACCAAGAGCAACUGCAUCCGACCUGCGUCCGUUUCCGCAAGAAGACAUGAUCAGCUCCACUUCGGUGCCGUCCAUGCAUAUUUCUCCGGCGCAGAGCUCCUCUAGCUCUGCAGUCUGGGCAACUGCGGUCAAAUCGGAUAUCCAGAUGUCAAUUGUCUCCACGAGUUCAAUUGUCGCGGGUCCUUCGGUCUCUCAUGAGUCAUCAUCUGCCAAUCUCGCCAGCUCCGCGACGUCAGUGGCCGUUGCUCAGGCAGAGGAGUCCGCGGAGGUCGAGGUCGAAGAAAGCGAGGAGAUCAAACAGAGCCCAGAUAUCGAAAAGACGAGCUCCGCCGUGAUCGAUUCCCAAGCAUUACAACCAUUACCCCCAAAAGACGAUAAGAUCAAUUUCGACAUCGAAAACGAGAAUCCCAAAGACGCAGACACGGACAAAAAAGCGCCAAUUCCCAUCGUCGCCCCCGCAGAAAAACAAAUCGACUUCAAAUUAGAUGAGCCAGUCAAGCCUAGCCUCGAAAUCCUCGACACGACACUUAACGACACACCCCGAGAAUCUCUUAUUGAGGUUCAAAAAAAGAUCCACGAAGAUGACCCCAGCGAGGUCCACGAAAACGAGAAACCGCUGAUUAAAACCCAGACAGCUAUGAAGGAACAACAGGCACUGAUUGCUACGACAUGA
This is a messenger RNA of Aspergillus affinis, 2193 nucleotides long. RefSeq lists its product as uncharacterized. NCBI's taxonomy places the organism in Eukaryota, Fungi, Ascomycota, Eurotiomycetes, Eurotiales, Aspergillaceae. The record is from RefSeq and is a predicted model, not a curated record. The transcript has a single exon. Bases 1 to 2193 code for a protein of 730 amino acids.